Messenger RNA from Helobdella robusta, 546 nucleotides. RefSeq lists its product as hypothetical. The record is from RefSeq and is a predicted model, not a curated record. Gene Ontology annotation, biological process: protein polyubiquitination; ubiquitin-dependent protein catabolic process. The transcript is spliced from 7 exons. Gene Ontology annotation, cellular component: nucleus. Gene Ontology annotation, molecular function: ubiquitin conjugating enzyme activity. NCBI's taxonomy places the organism in Eukaryota, Metazoa, Annelida, Clitellata, Rhynchobdellida, Glossiphoniidae. The coding region runs from base 1 to 546 and encodes 181 amino acids.
AUGUCUUCUCCGAGCCCUGGGAAACGUCGUAUGGACACGGACGUCGUCAAAUUAAUUGAGAGCAAGCACGAAGUUACGUUACUGGGUGGGCUCCAUGAAUUUGUGGUCAAGUUCUAUGGGCCUACUGGAACUCCUUACGAAGGUGGUGUCUGGAAGGUGAGAGUUGAUCUGCCAGAGAGAUAUCCCUUCAAGUCUCCAUCAAUUGGGUUCAUGAAUAGAAUAUUUCAUCCAAACGUUGAUGAAGUGUCAGGUACUGUCUGUUUGGAUGUUAUAAAUCAGGCAUGGACAGCUCUCUAUGAUCUUUCAAACAUUUUUGAGUCUUUCUUACCCCAGCUGCUCACAUAUCCUAAUCCAACUGAUCCGUUGAAUGGGAGUGCUGCAGCUCUUUACCUGCAUCGGCCGGAAGAUUACAACAAAAAAGUUCAAGAAUAUGUUCAGAAGUAUGCAACAGAAGCAGCGCUUCGUGAACAAGAAAACGUCCAGUCAUCCAGUGAAAGCUCCCUUAGUGAUUUUUCGGAGGAUGAGACGCAACAAAUGGAACUAUAA